UCUGACCACAAUUGGUAUAUAAGAAAAUAUGCUUAUUAUUUAUGUCUAUCUAUCUCGCAAACAAGAUCAAGGGAAACAAAAUAUUUUUCUUUAGCAUUUCAAGUGUGGUUAUAAACUAAAAAAAAUGGCUGAAUCAAAGUUGAGCGGCGUGAAGGAUAAAAGAUGGUCAUUGGAGGGUAUGACUGCGUUAGUGACGGGAGGAACCCGAGGCAUUGGGUACGCAAUUGUGGAAGAGUUAGCAGAAUUUGGAGCAGCAGUGCAUAUAUGUUCGCGUAAUGAAGAAGAUAUUAACAAAUGUUUGGACGAGUGGAAAAACAAAGGAUUUAAUGUAACUGGAUCAGUAUGUGAUAUACUUAGUCAUGAACAACGCAAGACAUUAAUGGAAAAUGUUUCUUCCAUCUUUCACGGAAAGCUCAAUAUUCUAGUCAACAAUGCUGCGAAACCUUCAAUGAAGAAAAUUUUAGAUAAUACUGAUGAAGAUGUAACAAGUAUUGUUGGUACCAAUUUUGUGGCUGGUUACCAUUUGUGUCAACUUGCACACCCACUUUUAAAAGAGUCUGGAUAUGGAAGCAUAGUUUUUACUUCAUCCAUUGCUGGUUUAAGAGCUAUUCCUAUUUUAUCUGUUUAUGCAUCCACAAAAGGAGCGGUGAAUAUAUUCACCAAGAACUUAGCAUUAGAAUGGGCAAAGGAUAAUAUCCGUGCAAAUGCUGUUGCACCUGGACCUGUCAAGACUGAACUCUUGGGAUCAAUAAUGGAUGCUUCUGAAGGAGGUGGAGCUGUAGAUGGUAUAGUGUCUCAAACUCCUAUGAAUCGCAUGGGAGAGACUAGAGAGAUAUCAUCCUUAGUUGCUUUUCUUUGUCUUCCAGCUGCAUCAUACAUUACUGGACAAGUCAUUGCUAUUGAUGGAGGUUUCACUGCUUAGAUCAAUGCUAUUGAUAUAUUUUGGCAAACAAAAGACGUACGGGCUUCAAAUUCCCUAGACCAAUAAAUGUAAUAAUUUUUCCAAAUUUCUUAAUUUUUAAGAAUCUUGCUUGCAUUAUACUGUUUGUUGACCUCCAUUGCCAUUUACCUUUAAUUAGAUUU
Messenger RNA from Vicia villosa (hairy vetch), 1083 nucleotides. RefSeq names its product tropinone reductase homolog. The record is from RefSeq and is a predicted model, not a curated record. The transcript has 5 exons. Lineage: Eukaryota; Viridiplantae; Streptophyta; Magnoliopsida; Fabales; Fabaceae. Bases 125 to 922 code for a protein of 265 amino acids. Gene Ontology annotation, molecular function: oxidoreductase activity.